AUGAAAGAAAUAGGUGGAGGAUGUUUUAAUGAAUGUUUAUCACUAACAAGUAUUAAUAUACCAACAACAAUUAGUAAAAUAGGAGGAACAUGUUUUUAUGGAUGUAAAUUAUUAAAGAAUAUCAAUAUAAAAAAUGUCCAAUUUGUUAGUGAAAACAGAAUAUUUUUAAAUGAACCAAUUUUAUUGAGUAUUAGAAUCCCAGAAAAUAUAAAAGAGAUUAACAAAAAAGAAAUAAAACAAAGAAAUAUCAACGAAUUUAUUUUACCAACAACAAUCACUAAAUUAACAGAUGAGUGUUUUAGUGGAUGUACUUCAUUAACGUCAUUAAACAUCCCUACAACUGUAAGUGAAUUGGGAGAUUAUUGUUUUUGUGGAUGUACAAGAUUAAAAUCAAUUAUUAUACCAUCAACAGUUAGUAAGAUUGGAGACGAAUGUUUUAAAGGAUGUCAAAACAUAAAAAUUAUUAAAACAUUAAAAGAGUCCAAUAAAGAAAAUACAGAAUGUGUUUUAGUGUAA
Entamoeba dispar SAW760 is the source of this 516-nucleotide messenger RNA. RefSeq lists its product as uncharacterized. The record is from RefSeq and is a predicted model, not a curated record. Bases 1 to 516 code for a protein of 171 amino acids. Lineage: Eukaryota; Evosea; Mastigamoebida; Endamoebidae. The transcript has a single exon.